Amaranthus tricolor (Joseph's coat) is the source of this 972-nucleotide messenger RNA. Its product is annotated as protein CURVATURE THYLAKOID 1C, chloroplastic. The transcript has 7 exons. Lineage: Eukaryota; Viridiplantae; Streptophyta; Magnoliopsida; Caryophyllales; Amaranthaceae. The record is from RefSeq and is a predicted model, not a curated record. Gene Ontology annotation, cellular component: thylakoid; chloroplast thylakoid membrane. Bases 170 to 607 code for a protein of 145 amino acids.
GUGUAUAUGUGGAUCUUCGCUCUUAGUAAGUGGUGAAUAUGAGCCACUCACAAGUCACACCCUUUGAAGUUGUUGUUAGCGUGCUUCCUUUGUCUGCUGUCACCCUUUUUCGCGCUUCGUCUCUCUCACACACAUUCAUUUCGCUUAAGAAUAAUCAAGGAUUCUUGGGAUGGCUUCGAUUAUUGCAAGUUUGCCUCUUCCCUUGUUGAUAAAUGGGGUUAAAACCUCUUUGAAGCCCACUUCAACUUUCCCAGUUUGUGCCUUCCGAGAGAGACAAGGUCGUGUAGGAAUUGUUGUGAGAGCAACAAGUGAUAGCUCUGAUUCUUCAACAUCUCUAAGUGUUGUUCAAUCUGUUCAGAAUCUUUGGGAUAAACCCGAGGACCGAAUUGCUGUUAUUGGUUUGGGAUUCACAGCUAUUAUUGCAUUCUGGGCUUCAAUAAAUGUGGUCGCGGCUGUCGACAAGCUUCCUUUGAUUCCCGGUUUCUUGGAAUUUGUAGGGAUAUUGUUCUCUGCGUGGUUUGUUUAUCGGUAUCUCCUCUUCAAACCGGAUAGAGAGGAACUAUUUCGGAACAUCAACAAGUCGCUAGCAAACAUCUUGGACCAAUGAAUAUCACUCUAUCAUAUGGAAACUUGAUUCUUAUUUGUCGUUCUUGUCUAUGUUUUCGCUGCAUCUGUAGUAGUUCCACGACUCGAGCAUCAAGAACACCCCCCUUGUUGUAUGGCAAAUAUAAAUGAUUUUGUGGCACAACAUAAUGGUACAGCUUAUUUGUUGGUCUAACUCUUUAUUUCAACGGUCGUUCGAGCUUGUUAGUGUAACUGAAGUUGCAGCUGAAUCAAUGAGAUUUGUUCCUCCAAUUUUCUUCAUCUUGACUUGUUAAUGUAUUUGUGAUGGUCCCAACUCCUAAGUUAAUAGGAGGCUCUUGGAGUGUGAAAUGUUAUAUUUAUGCUGUGGCAAGAUCAUUUUGCUGUGAA